This is a messenger RNA of Hypomesus transpacificus, 442 nucleotides long. Its product is annotated as cysteine-rich protein 1. Gene Ontology annotation, biological process: regulation of gene expression; intrinsic apoptotic signaling pathway in response to DNA damage. The transcript is spliced from 5 exons. Gene Ontology annotation, molecular function: zinc ion binding. Lineage: Eukaryota; Metazoa; Chordata; Actinopteri; Osmeriformes; Osmeridae. The record is from RefSeq and is a predicted model, not a curated record. The coding region runs from base 130 to 363 and encodes 77 amino acids.
AAUACGCGUCCCCGCGCACAUCUGGUGUUCAGAACGAGGCGUGGUUGUUAACACACAGGUGGGCAGCAGUACAAGUUCAGGAUACUUUCUCUCUUACUCUCUUGGAGAUCAUCACUUAAUUUUGCAAAAAUGCCCAAGUGCCCAAAAUGCGAUAAGGAGGUUUACUUUGCGGAGCGGGUGACAUCCUUGGGGAAGGAUUGGCACAGGCCCUGUCUGAAGUGUGAGAAAUGCAACAAGACUCUGGCAUCUGGCUCACACGCACAGCACGAUGGCAAGCCUUACUGUAACAAGCCCUGCUACGCAGCCCUCUUUGGGCCUAAAGGAUUCGGACAUGGUGGAACUGAAAGUCACACAUUCAACUAGACAGCCCUCGUAGAAUCGUAGAAGCAUGGAUGUUCAUCAGAAGACGAGAAAGCUGUAUAGCAUCCACCACCCCCCCCCC